AUGCCUUCAAGUCAUAGCCGAGGUUUUUAUCUUUCUCCUUCUCAAUAUCUUUUUCUAUCGAUGAGUUUAUUCCAAAACAGCCGGCUCACUUUUCACUCUAGGCUUUUUUCAUUUCCCCCCACUUUCUCUCACUCUCUUUUUCUCCUCUCGUUUUCUUUCUUCUUCUCUGAUGUUCCCUCUCUUUCCUUCCCUUUUAAUUUUUAUCUCUCGUUUAAUUUUUCUUUUUUUCUUUCUUUAUCUCUAAGUCCUCACUUUUCAACUCCGAGGUCUCUCCUUUCUAUCACACUCAAUUUCACUUCUUGUCUUUUCUCUAAUCAUCCUUCUCUGUCCUUCUCUUUCGCUUUUUUCUUUUUCUUCCCCCCCACCUUCUCUCUAAGCAAUCUCCGUUCCUCUGUCUUAGUCCCUUCAUGUUUUCUCUUCCCCUCCAACUAUCUCGUUCUCUUUCUCUCUCUAUACUCCCAUCUCUACAACUCCCACGUCUCUUUCCCUCUCUACUCAUUCGUUCUCAUGUUCUAUCCAUCCAUCCAUCUGUUUAUCUCUAAGUCUGACUCACUCUUUUUCUAUCUAUCUAUCUAUCUAUCUAUCUAUCUAUCUAUCUAUCUAUCUAUCUAUGACACUCUGUCACUGUUGAUCUAUCUAUCUAUCUAUCUAUCUAUCUAUCUAUCUAUCUAUCUAUCUAUCUAUCUAUCUUAA
Acanthosepion pharaonis is the source of this 693-nucleotide messenger RNA. The record is from the annotation of a GenBank genome assembly. NCBI's taxonomy places the organism in Eukaryota, Metazoa, Mollusca, Cephalopoda, Sepiida, Sepiidae.